This is a messenger RNA of Pocillopora meandrina, 12747 nucleotides long. The record is from the annotation of a GenBank genome assembly. NCBI's taxonomy places the organism in Eukaryota, Metazoa, Cnidaria, Anthozoa, Scleractinia, Pocilloporidae.
UUUUGAAAUAUUUGUUGGAAGACCAUAACGUUGCCUAGACAGAAUAAGACAGGCAAAGUUUCGGGAAGACAGAGCUAUCCUUAUCUAUAAGAACAGCUUGGUAGUUCCCAGAAACGCGUAUUUUUGUAAUUUAUGUCUUCUGAUACAAGCGGAGAUUCGAACUCGAUGGCUUCCGUGCGAGAAGAGAAACCUAAAUGUAUGUGGAAGCCAAAUGCAGAUCAGUCGACCAACAUUGGCGAUUUCCAGUCAGUUGUGAAUCAGACAUUUGGCUUGAAUUUAGGUGAGUACAGAAGUCAUUUUAAAAUAUGAACCUGUAAUGUGGCAGAAAUUCAGAAAAUCACUCUAUUUGCACUUACAGUAACAGCGAGGUUUGUUGAACUGAAUAGUAAGUCAUCUUUGAUUUUCUCUUCAGUUUGGCUAUUUAAUUGGUUGAGUUGCCUUAUAAUUUCCAUUUUAUAGCCUGUAGUUAAUUUCAAUUUUCAUUGUUAAGCUACUGAAAAAGAUACUGUAAUCAGAGAAGAAACACACCCCUUGACACACCCAUUUUCGCCCCCCGUUGACAUACCGCCAGAUGCUGCUUCAGUUUAGCUUCAGGGGAAUUGAUUGAAUAAUUUCAGGAAUAGUCGAAAAAAUACAAUGCAAUUUCUAUGUAGUUUUCAAUUUUCAAUCAGUUCUAUACCAUGAAAAAGUCUUGAAGUUAAAACACAGAUCUCCUGAUUCUGUUUCACACACUAUUACAUAUGAUUUUGCUUUACUUUGAAUCCAUACAGAAACUUAUGAGGAGCUGCGUAAGUGGAGUGUCAAUCAACAUACAGAUUUCUGGGAAAUGUUUUGGAAAUUUGCCGACAUUAUCCACUCCCAUCCAUAUGAUGAGGUACCAGAUUUUUCUAUCAUAUCUUUUGCUGUUCCAAGUUGCUAGAUGAGACAAAAUGUUCAAUAACACCUUAUUCAAUCUCCUAUUUAUGGACAAAUAAAAUCAAUUACAGAUACUUGUGGUGUGAUAUUCAAAGAACACAACAUGGAAAGCACCCUUAAACAAAACUGACUUGUUGAUUUCAUUUCACUGGCAAACUUUGGGAGUAAGAUGAGAUAUAAGAAUCUCAUUGGCUGCUUUAACCCUUUAACUUCCAUAAGUGACCAAAACAGAAUUUUCCUCUACAAUAGCAAUGCAAUAUCAGUUUCAUUUUUUUAAUAAAGGUUUUAGAUGAGUCUAAACCAAUGGAAGAGGUUCCAGAAUGGUUCCAUGGCGCUCACCUUAAUUUUGCAGAAAAUCUUCUACGCUUUGAUGAUGAGAAAGUUGCUUUGUACACUGCAGGUGCAGCUAAGUGAUAAGUUUUUUUUUUUCACCAAAAUACCAAGAUAAAUUCCUUCAUCUUGAGCUCAUAUAAAAUUUUGGAAUUCGUUGUGGUUAAGAGAACUGUAACUUGUCCUCCUCCUAAUCAAAACAUCAGUCUUUAGCAGUGAACCCCCACCCUCCUCUCCAACAUUUUUUUCAGGUUGUGAUGCCAUUUCAUAUUCUCCCAAGUGAGAGGAGUGUGAUUGGGGUGUGAUUAGGGUGUGAUUGGGGGUGGAGAGGGGGUGUCAGGGAGGCCUGCCCUCUUAUCACAAUAUAUUUAGCCACAGACAGUCAAAAUAUUGAGGAUUCAUCUCUAUUAAUCUUUUGCAGGAGAAGGGCAAGAGGUCAAGACCAUAACCUUUCAUCAACUAAGAAAGAGUGUGGCAUUACUAGCUUCUGCUCUGAAAAAUCUUGGUAUCAAGAAAGGAGAUAGAGUUGUCGGUAUGUACGAAGGCGCAAAUUAACCUCCUAGAAAAGAACACAAAUCAGUGACUCUAGUUACGACUGAAACCCUCUCUAAUGGUCCUUAUUUAACCCUUUCACUCCUAAGAGUGACCAACAUCUAAUUUCUCCUUGCAAUAACUCCCCUGAAUCAAAAAUUAGGGUUGUGAGAGUAAAGGAGAUGAUCAGCAACCUAAGAAGCUCUUGAUUGUUGAACAAAUUCUCCUUGCCAGAACCCUAGAAAAUGUCUAGUAUUUGGUAUGUUGGGGAGUAAAGGAUUAAUGUAUUUGGACUCAAGUCAGAAAAACUGAGUUGCAUGCAUGAAAUUGAGGCCUAUAAACUUUUCAUAUAAAAUGAAUUUCAGAAAGCAAAAGCAGUUUUUUGUCAUGGCUUAACUGGUUCGAUUUGGCAUUCUGUUCUUGUAGUAACUUUCCACUGGAAUAUGUUUUAAAUGAAUAUUAAUCUCUAUUAAUAUUAAUCUAGACAUCAAUAACUGAGAGGUCUGGACUGGGUACAGGCGGGUUACAUAUUAGUCCUUUCCUUAACUCUUUAACUCCCAAGAUCUCAUUAGUAAUUCUCCAAACAAAUUAUUUCUAGCUUCUAUAAAGCUCGACUUUGGCCAUUGGAGGCAGUUCUUCUUGUUCAUGUCCAGAUGUACUGGGCUAGGGGCCAUUUCUUGGCUCAUGUUUUUACUAAAUCUUUGUCUCAUUUUGCAGGUUAUAUUCCCAAUUGUGCCUUAGCUGUGGAAGCCAUGUUAGCUACUGCAAGCAUUGGAGCUAUUUGGAGUUCUACUUCACCAGAUUUUGGUGUUGCGGUACUUAUCAACAAUCCACAUGUCUCUUUAUUUCAUAUUUUUUAAGUUAUGAUGACAAAUUUCUGGGCCAAGUUUUAUCACAUUUUACUUGAAUUUUGAAGGGCCAAGGAUCAGUGUUAAAUUAGCUACUGUUUUUUUUUUUUGCAGGGUGUGUUGGACAGAUUUAGUCAAAUCAAACCAAAGGUUAUUUUCUCAGUAGAUGCAGUCAGAUACAACAACAAAAGUCACAACCAUUUGGUGAAGUUAACUCAAGUAGUGAAAAGUAUGUCAUGUCACAAUACUUAGACCUAAGGGGGGCGAGUAUUUAGGUAUGUGUCAUCUCACAGGGUGUGAUUUUUUUCAUGUCUGAAUAUGGCCACCCAGCAAGAGUUCUAAGCAGCCCCCCCCCUCCCCCAAAACCAGGCUAGUGACUGAUACUGGCCUGAUCAGAGGCAGUAUUGCUUCAGUAAAUCCUUCAAUAGUGGAAAUGGGAGUUGAUUGUCUUCUAUAUCACAAAGUGAUCCUGACCUAUGCUAAAUUCUUGUCUACAUUUUCUUUAUGGAUUAGCGGCAUUUAUAAAUGAGUGAAGUACAUGUUACUAAAAACCAACAAUAACUUUGCUGAGCUCAGAGGUAACAGUUAAUAAACUGCUACUCUUUGGGUAGUUAUUUCUUAAAAGUAAUGAUGAUAAUUAGUGGUUAAUAAAGAUGUUGAUAGUAAUUGUGCUGUUAUCAUCCACAUGAAUGUGUUUUAUACAUCUCUGAAAUUUUUUUUUAAUGCAGGUCUUCCUGAGCUAGAGAAAGUAGUUGUGAUGCCAUUUGUUGGAAAAGCAGAUGACAUUGACCUUUCUGGAAUCCCAAACAGGUAUUUUGUGUCCUCUUUCAGCUGUUUUAGAUGAGCUGUUUCUUCAGAUUUCUUUGAUGCUAGUAUCGCUGAGCAACCAAUCAUUACAUACAUGUGCUUCUCGGGUGGGGGGGGGGGAGGGGGAGGAAAGAGAGGUAGGGUGAAAAAUGUUUAUCAAAUAUUUUGGGUUUCUUGGUCUCUUGAUCUCAGUUUUUUUGCAAAGCUGUCCCACAAUCUCAAAUUUGUUUUUGAAAUCUUAAAAAAGACUCAAGCUUGUGGCUAAAGUACCAUAAUGAUAUUCUUCUUAUCUUAUGGUCCACUAAAAAACAGAGACAUCAAAAUCAGUAAAUUGGUGUAAUUCAUAUAGUAUAUAACUGCACCACCAGCUAACUUGACCUUGGAAUCUUUAAUCCUCAUUUUUUGUGAUAGCCAUUUAAGAGGUCUGAAAGUAAUUUGACAAUCCUUGCUUCUUUCUUACAAGUGUGUUGUUGGAUGAUUUAAAAAAAUUUGCUGAUGAGUGGCCAGUUCUAGAGUUUGCACAAGUUCCCUUCAAUCAUCCCCUCUUCAUCAUGUACUCAUCUGGAACAACUGGUCCUCCAAAAUGUAUGGUGCAUUGUGUUGGGGUAAGUAAAAGCUUUUCAAUUUUCUUUUGCCACUCAAAAAUGUUUUGCCAUCUUAAACAAAAGCAAAAAUAAAAUUUUCUUGGACUUUUUCUUCAAGGGAACUCUAAUCCAGCAUCUGAAAGAACAUAUCCUUCAUGGGAACAUGAACAGACAAGAUGUUAUCUUUUAUUACAGCACUGUAAGUGAUAUUAAUAAGAUUUUCAAAACAUAAUUCCAUUUAUCUUUUACUUCUGUAAUCAUCAACAAUUUCUUUCCAGGUCUUGGGCAUUAAUUUUCCAGACCAAUCACAAAGUGUAGUGAAGCAAAGCAAAUGUAUCCCAGAUCACUUUUGAUGUUAAAUUGAAAAUUAGAUCAAUUAGUUUAAAGUGUGAUUAGUAUGUUGCUGUGUUAGUUUGUCUUCAGUCUUACAAAUAAAAUCAUGGGGAUAUUGAUCAAAUGAAGCCUUUAAGUGCUACUGUGGUUCUUUCUUUAUUCACUCCAAGCUUUCGCCGUUCUACGGCAUCAUCAGGGAGGACGAUAAAAUAUUUGCACUAUGGUUUUAAACGUUGGGGGUGCCACUGUAAAUUAGCAUAGUGUAAAACUAGCCAGUACGGAGCGUAUUACAUCAGAAAGCACAAGCCGGGACUUAUAAAAUCAUCAUUGUACAUUGAUCCCAAUAGACAGGUUGGAUGAUGUGGAACUGGCUGGUGUCUGCCCUCGCUGUUGGAGCCUCUGUCGUGUUGUAUGAUGGAUCACCUUUUAUUCCUUCACCAAAUGUCAUUUGGGACUUAGUCGACAAAAUAGGGUGAGAUGAAUGGCAAUGAAAUUUGGUGAACUGUAGAGCACUACCAUGCAUGCACUGCAGGCACCAUGUACUGAAUCAUUAUUUUUUACUGACAACCCCCUAAGAAGUUCCCUGUUUUGAGCUUUGAGGCCUCCCCCCCCACUUCUCAUUUUCUCUUUCCCCUGCCCAUUUAUCAGAAACUAUGAAAUAUCAAUUGUAAUGUUAUUCAAUGGGUCUACAAUGAAGUUUUGGAUCAAUAUCAGUAUCCCUACCCCUCCCCUAACCCAACAUUAACCCUAACUUGUUAUCAAUUGACUGUUGUUGAGUUAGGGGAGGGGUAGGUGAGCAGUUGCCCAGAUACUGAUAUUGAUCCGAAGUUUUUAAUAAGCACCUGAGGCUCAUUGGAGAGUGACAGCAUUUACAGUAAGGUUUACACUGAUAUCCAACAUCAUCAUAAUUAGAGAAAGAUUUUUUUUUUAUCUUGUCACAAGCGUGGAACAAAGAAAAAAUUCUGAAUCCCCAUGUGGAAUUGAACCUCAGACCUUCGGAUUUUGCGCUCUGAUGCGUAAUUAAUGAGUAGAAAUAAAAAUUGACUUCACCAGCUCAGAUCACGCAUAUGUCAUCUCGAACAAAACAGUUUUUCGUUGAAAGUUCUGGCUGGCUCAAGAUUCUACUCAUAUUAAAUAAGUUGUUGCUAUUCCACCUAACUAGAAUAACCAUUUUGGGAACUGGAGCCAAGUGGUUGUCAGCUUUGGAAGACAGGGAAGUUCAGCCAAGUAAGCUAUAAGGCCGUCCGAUAUUGCUUGUUUUUGUUAGUUAUUUAUGAACUUGACAUCUUAAUUUUGGAGCCAUCUAAUUAUUAGCCAUGCUAUGACGAUGGCUGCUAAUGUGGUGGCUUAUAUACCUGUUUGGUUUAUGGAAGUCAAAAACUGCAUAAUAAUUUUAUAUAACAUAUUUUCCCUCUUUUAGUUAGGACGCAUAAUCUAGCACGUUUACACACGAUAUUGUCAACGGGCUCCCCCCUGAAACCGGCCAGUUAUGACUACGUUUACAACAGUAUAAAGCACGAUGUACUCCUUGGUUCUAUCUCAGGUGAGCCUAAAGCUAUUUACUGACUGCUGUUCUGUAGAGAGAUAUUAAGAGAUAAAAAGAGCGUUUCCGGGGUGCGGGAUUUUAUAGCAGCAUGGCAGGUAGCGGGAUUUAGAUUAAGUGAGCCGCCCGUCACUUUCAAUACAUGUAUCUGUCUGUGGUCGUGCUUUUUUUUUAACGGAAGUGCGGGAGAGGUAAAGGUUUAAAUGGGUAUUAGCGGAAUAGGGAAUAGAACUUAAAUUACAGUGCGCAAAUAUAAGGAUUUGUAAGGUUGAUGAUUAUCGAUAUGUAGAGAAUGCAGACAUGGGGUAAGACUUGUGCGUUGUGGUCUUGGUUUUCACGUGACCUAUAAUUGCCAAUUCUUGUCCCUGUAACCGAUGAUUUUUAUUCUGCGGCAUGAAGGGACUUGGAGUAUGACCUGCAAAACAAGCGGAUGUAUAGAUAAAGAUGUUUUAUCGUCUUGUCACGAGCGUGGGACAAAGGAAAAAAAUUCAGAGUCUCCAUGAGGAAUCGAACCUCAGACUUUCGGAUUCCGGGGAAGAGGCAGGGCGAAAAAAUUGACACAUUUUUCCACGCGAGUCUCUUCCCUCGCGCUCGCCUCGCGUUCGCCUCGCGCUCGCCUCGCGCUCGCCUCGCGCUUGCCUGAAGAACUUACCGAAAUGACGCCUGUCGUGCACACUAUUUGGAGUAUGUUUACUUCUCCUGGAUGUGAUGUAAGUUCAUCACAAGUAACCUCCUAGCUUUUCCUCUGGUCUCCUGAAAUUUCUUAAUGAUACCAAUUUCUGAUCUUGAUCGAAAAAAGCGGGGCUUUGAAAGGAGAGGGUCUUUACCUAAGACUUGGCUAGGGCUCGAACUCAGACCUCUCGAUCUGAAGUCCAGGGUUUGAAACCACCAGGCGACUUCUCAUUCUGAUUGCCGAACUAACGUUUUUUAAACCCAAUUUUUUUUUAAUUUACAGGGGGCACAGACAUUAUUUCAUGUUUUGCCGGUCAAAAUCCAACUGUCCCUGUGUACCGUGGGGAAAUUCAAACAAGAAACCUUGGAAUGGCCGUGGAGAGCUGGAACGACGACGGUAAAAAAUAUCAAUGAUUUCCUAACAUUAUUUUGUUGUUGCGGUUUUACGUACCAUGCGAACAGCGUGGAUAAUCAAAAUUCGUUUCACGACUCCGACCUCUCGGGAUACAGUUGCGACGUUGCAGGGGUUUCGAAAGGUCGUCUUGUUUACUUGUGAUCGGAGGAUUUCGAUCCACUUUGUUUGUUUUUGCACUUUUAUGUCCGUUACGAUAAUGAUUGACAGCGGCACGAAAUUGAAUCACAAGUUUGUCAUUCUGUCUCAGAUUUCGCAUGUUUCUCACAAGGACAGUAAUUUUCCAUUUUACUUUCUCAUCUUUUCUUUUGCGGAUCCCUGGUCUGUGAUCAUCUUUUGGAUUCUGCUCUCUGACGUCGUCUUUUUGUCCAUGUCUAAGUAGUAAACUAUUGAUUUGUCAAAAGUGUUCUUCGCUAAAAAGCCGGAAAUCUUGGGGCUAGUUUACGUAGCAGCCAGACGUGUCACGCACACUGCCACGCAAGUUCAAGUUCAAGUUCAAGUUCUUUAAGGCCAAGUUCAAGUCCAAGUUCAAGUUCUUUAAAGCCAAGUCCAAGUUCAAGUUCAAAUUCAGUUCUUUAAGGCCAAGUUCACUCGAUCUGUAGAUGUGGAUGACGUUUGACUCGAUUUUCUUGACGGCUUUUUUUACAUCUUCUCCUCGGAAUAAAAGCGACUGCAAUUAGCCAAUCAAAUGAUGGGAAUUCGCAUGACAACCCGUGAUAAGUUAGGGAUUAACACCUGCGACCUGUCAACUGGCCACUCGCACCAUUCCCCUCAGUCAAACGGAAAGAGAGGAUAGUGGAACCACACUGUGAAGGAGCUGGCUGACUGGCUUAACCACUUGGAUUUACGUCAUAGUGUAGCUAAAUACAGGAUCAUUUGUGUACAUUAUACGGAGACAAGAAGAUCACGCCAUUACUCGUGAUCCAACAACCAAUAAAAGAAAAUUUGCUCGUCCCGUUGACCUGAAGUUGUUGAAGAGUGAUGGAGCAUGGAAUUUUAAGUAGUGAGCGUGGACCAACAAAGAAAUCGUGAAUUUCUCUUCGUGGUCAAGUACCAGGCUCUCAUUUUGCCAUAUCUCGCGGUACAGACUUCAUUUUUCCAGCGCCAGAAAAAACUGCUUGUGUCGUACUCAGAGCGCACUUGCCUCGCGCUCGCCUUGCGCUACCUCCCGCAACCUUGUCCGGCAAGCUAAGUUUGCCUAUAUAUAGUCAGUCUGUGGAAAUUACAUAAAACUAUUUUUCUUACUGUGUUCAUGGUUUCUUCUGAACUCAGGUGAAGCUGUAUAUGAUCAGAGCGGAGAGCUGGUUUGUACCAAACCCUUCCCUUGUAUGCCUAUUUAUUUUUGGAAUGACCCUCAAGGCCUCAAAUACAAGAAAGCCUACUUCAACAAGUUUGUGGGUGAGCUUCAAAAUAGCAUCUACAUAGAGAUUAUGUCAAACUGAUAAGGUAUGGAAGUCGGUAUGGUUAGUCAUGGAAGUUGAGGCAGCAGCUGAUUUUAAACCAAUUCUCGUACGUCAUUCCGUACGGCCUGGUUACUAAGUUGUUCCCCAAAAAUUGUCGAGUCUGAGCGCCUAAGAAGACAACUUUUGAACGUUUAAUUACUCAAUGGAAUCCCAAAACGCAGUAUGUUACUGAGAUGAAAAUUAAAUGGUUUCUAGACCAACUUCCUUUUAAUUUCUUCUGCCUUUUUUUUUUUGGCGGUAGGUGUUUGGACGCACGGAGAUUUUUGCUCAAUCAACUCAUCUACCGGCGGAAUUCUUAUGCUGGGGAGAAGGUAAAAUAAUGCAUGUGAUAACGUGAAUGAGACGGCGUCUACUCUUAGUCACAAUUCGGUUUCCUGUGGACAGUUCUUCCUUAGCUCUUAUAUAAACAAAACAAUUUUAUCAAUUCGCUUGAUGAGUUUUUCCUGGUUACUCAUUUGGCGAUAUGCUGAUGUCAAUAUCUUGAUUGUGGACUGCCUUGACGUGGCGGAAACGUAGAACCAUUUUGUGCUACUGCUUAGGCGCACAGAAUUUACAUUGCUGUCUGAAGUCAAUCAGAGCAUUGGAACCCUCUCGUAUAUCGUUACCUUUGCUUCAACUCAAGACAGUUUUGAUUCUUGACAGUUUUGUGAAUGUUUCUUUUCAAGCUAGAAUUGAAAAACUCGAUCCACGGGUUGAUACACGCGCACGCGAUAAACACCAAACCAACAUAGGAUCCUUUUUUUCUUUAUUCCUUGGGGCGUUCUUAUAUCGAAGCGGUCAACUGAAAUCAUUACGUGAUGAAAUUACCUAAGUAUUGUGUGAUCAUAGCUUAAGAAUAAUCUCAAUUUUGGAAAUGAGCACGUGACAAUUAACGAACCAAAAGAAAAAUAAAAAAACAAGCGAUAAGUUUCCCUUUGAAUAACAACUACGAGUUAACAUAAUCACAAAACAAGUUGUUGCUUACCAACGUUCGUGGGUCUUGAUUACUUUAUCGAGGAUCACGGUCUAACUUGUCUUCUAUUCAAAAAAAGAUCUUGAUCACACAGGGUCUUAUCCUGAACUGAAACGCUAACUAUAAUUUUCUCUAAACACGCAGGCGUCGAUCUAACCAGAAAAUAUUUCGCAGCUUCUCUCGGAGGCGGUAACAUUUAGCUUUAACGGAAGCGGUUAAAAUUUUUGAUUAACCCCUUUAACCUUAAGGGGUGACCAGCAUCUAAUUUAUCCUUACAGUAAUGCUGCCGAAUAAAACACUAAGGUCGCGAGAAUAAAGGAAGUUAUCACUGUCUUAAGAAGCUCGUAAUUGCGAGAUAAAUUCUCCUUGUCAGCACCUUAGGAAGUGUUAAGAGAGAACAUGGAGAACACACAGAUUGACCAUUGUAAGGGACCAAAAGGGCUACGAUGCAAUUUUGACGAUCAGUUUCAACUUGAUUGUUGGGUGUUGUUGUUGUUUCAGUGAUGGCACCCUCAACCCAGCUGGUGUGAGAUUUGGGAGUGCGGAAAUUUAUAAUAUUGGUGAGUUUUUUCAGUAGAGGAAAUCGAAUGGCAAUAUACGGUGAUGGUCGCUGGGCAACUUUUUGUCCGCACUGAACCGUUGAUUCGUUUGGUUCAUGCCUUUUUCCCACUUUAGUAACAAGAUCCUGUCUAAUUUAAAGUUUUUGGAAAACGUUUCCUAUUUACUCACACGGCGCUCUUGACAGUACUGAUCUUGGUAGUAUUCAGGGCGUGUAUCACAUUUGAACCAUGAAAUGACCUCGCUCAUCAGAGAUUUCACCGUGGUUCAGUGGUAGAACAUCAGAGCGCGGAAUCCGAAAGUUUAGGGUUCAAUUCCUCCUGGGCCCAGUUGUUCGAAGGCCGAUUAGUACUAACCCAAGGUUAAAUUUUAAUCGGGUUGUUUACUUCUUUGUUCAAAUGCUUAUUUUGGAUUAUGUUCCCCACUCUUUUUAAAGCAUCCAAUGAUCAAAUUGUGGACGCAAACAGUUAUACUGAAUUAUGUUAAAACUUUCAUACCCAGAAUAAUUUGGAUUAUGAAUAUUGUGGUAGAAUCUCCCAUAAAAAGUAAAUAACAUAGUCAAUCAAUUGUACUUCGGCUGACACUAGACUGUUGCGUUUUGACCUGAUCUGUUGUAGUUGAGAGAUUUGAAGAAGUGGAAGAUAGUUUGUGUGUUGGUCAACAGACGAAGGAUGGAGAACGGGUGGUUCUUUUUCUGAAGAUGAGCAACGGAUUCAGGUCGGAAAUAAUACUUUAACCCUUUAAUUCCCAAGAUCUCAUUAGUAAUUCUCCUAACUAUCCGCCAUACAGUUCUUGUGAUAUUAGUUUGCAGAAUUUGGUAUUGGAUCAACUUAUAAUCCCCUAACUGAUAUUUUUCUUUAUUCUCAUCACUUGUCUGCUUGAUAUUGUAUUGAUAUUGUAAGGGGAAAUUCUCUCUUGGUCACUCAUGGUAGUUAAAGGGUUAAAUAAUGCUUCGUAAUGAAAGAAAAGAGGAUUGUAGAUUGAUAGAAGAGAAAAUUGGUGGGUUACGUCGAAACAGGAGAAAAACGAAACUUUAGUACAAGAAAGUAACUAAUGAGAGCGUAUGGAGAUAAAUUGAAAUUAAUCGGCGGAGUAAAUUGAGAUUAUUGUUUAAUGUCAGUGAGAACAUCUUGCUUUAAACAUUAGCCAGCCAUCUCCUCUUGUGAGUUAUUUUAAACACUGUUAUGAUACAGCAAUGUUCAAUUGGUUGUCGUAGGUUGCCCAAGAUUGCAUUGUGAUUGGUCCAGAAAACUCGCGCCAGACUCUCAACCAAUCAGAUGCAAAACUGAAACUAAUCGUGGCUUAGUCACCCGCGUUUUCCCGCGCUCCAGGCAGUUUGUUUUAAGUUUGAGCUCUCAUCGUUUCUUGGGGGUAUUUUUAUUCGCUUUAUGUGGCCAUUCUGCCUGCUUUGGUUUUACGAUACUCAGUCGAAAAGCUCUCUAAUGAGAACAGUGUACGUGUUACCUAUAAUUCGUAAAGGGAGAGUUGACAAAAUAAAAUUCACUUGAAGUUUACUCCUUCCCAACAUUUAGCUUUUCAGCCAUUUUCCCAAACUCUUAAUUUCACUUUAAGAUUUAACGAGGAGCUUGUGGCGCGCGUGAAGUCUACGAUCCGACAAAGGCUGUCUGCCAGACAUGUCCCAGAAAUUAUCCUGGAAACAAAAGAGAUUCCUUACACAGCAAGUGGGAAGAAAGUGGAAGUUGCUGUCAAACGGAUACUUGCAGGAGAACACAUCCAAAACAGAGGAGCUUUAGCAAACCCGAACUCCUUGGAUCUUUACUGUGGCAUAGCUGAGCUCAAUCAAGGAUAAAAUUUAUAAAUCCAUGUCUAAGAACACGCUUCAUCUAACUUGAAAACAAACAGACAAACACUCGAGUGGAACUAACAUGUUAAAUGUGUCAAACUCAAAAUGUAUCAACCAUGGGUCGUAGUGGGAAAUUUUUUAAAACCUUUCAGGGAUAUUUGAAGCAAGUCAGCGCAAGCAAAAAUUGUUAUACUAAAACUCCUUUCAAAAAUUUUAAGCAAUCCAGUCAAGGAAUUAUUCCCGUGCUCUCCGAUUCUUUCCUGGCUCUUCAAACACAAUCAUAUAUUCCCAAUCAAAUCACAAAGAAAAAAAAAUUUAUUUUGAAUUUUUCUGAAAUUUUUAUGGGCCGACUGAUGCCCCAGUAAAUGACGUGUUCGGAGUCACGUGACUAAGGAAACCAUCUCACUGCACUACACGUCACCCCAAUAUGUUUCGAAAAGCAUCUAUUCGCAAGAAAUUGUACGCUUCUUUUACAUAAAGAAAAUCAGGGAUAGGUUAUUUAAUUGUCGAAAGCGGGCACUGUGCCACUUUUGAUUUUUAAACUUUAAUAUGUUGUUGCACAGUUAGCUAGAUUUUAAUCCAAAGGUAAAGAAAGUAUUUAUACAGAAGUAAAUAUUUUUAGUCACAGUGGGUAUAUAGAUGGUGCAGUACACAUACCCGAUGCCAAAGCUUUGUUUUCUUUAAAGGUUGGGGACUAUUCCUUUAGUAGCAUGACUUGGAAUCAAUAAAUUUAUUUUAUUUUUAACAAGGUCACGAUGAAUUAUGCGCUAUAAUUCCCUUUGAGGUGAGAUUUCUGCUAAGUCAACUUGAAAUUCGGCACCUCGUAAAAGUACCUCUGAAAAUUUCCUGUCUUUAAGGACACAGCGAACACGCUAUGGAAUUCCUUUUUCGAGUUGCGCUAGCUGGCUCAUUUGACUUCUUUGUAUGGUAUUAGAUAAAAGGGAGCAGAGAGAAAAUUAAGGUAAAUGUUGCUUCUCUCCUCUUGUUUACGACAG